AUGCCUACCUCCAACAUGGCCAUCGUGACCAAUCUCAUCCUUCUUGCCGGCACCUUUGCCACCGCUGUCCUCGGCAUCGCGCCCUAUUCCAACGGCGUCUUCACCGAGACGGCGGCCGUUCAGGAGCUCGGAUCCAUCACGUCGGCCGGCACCCUCGUCUACUCGCUCAACGUGUGCACCAUCGUACACUCGACCAACUGCGAGGUCACCAUGUCGAGCGGCGGUGCUGCCCCUGCGAAGCCGGCCACGCCCACGGCCGUCGCCUCGAGUGGCAACGCUGUUGACGAGCCGAAGCAGCCCGUUCAAACGACGACCGACCCUGGCGGUGUCCCGACAGCCGUCACCCAGGCGGCCCCCUCUGUUCCCGCUUCGGGUCAGUCGUCCAACGCGGCUCCUACUCUCACCCAGAGCGUGGAGAGCCAGCCCUCCGGCUCGGGCACGGACACUCCUUCGGCCACCUCGACGGGAGCUGGCAACGCUGUUGGCGCCGUCAAGGGAGUUGCUUUCGGCGCCGCUGCCGUCGCCGUCGCCAAUUUCUUCUGA
Molecule: messenger RNA, 543 nt
Organism: Drechmeria coniospora
Lineage: Eukaryota; Fungi; Ascomycota; Sordariomycetes; Hypocreales; Ophiocordycipitaceae
Exons: 3
Coding region: 1-543 (180 amino acids)
Source: RefSeq, a predicted model, not a curated record